Messenger RNA from Diaporthe batatas, 1646 nucleotides. RefSeq lists its product as uncharacterized. NCBI's taxonomy places the organism in Eukaryota, Fungi, Ascomycota, Sordariomycetes, Diaporthales, Diaporthaceae. The record is from RefSeq and is a predicted model, not a curated record. The transcript is spliced from 4 exons. The coding region runs from base 141 to 1646 and encodes 501 amino acids. Gene Ontology annotation, molecular function: monooxygenase activity; iron ion binding; oxidoreductase activity, acting on paired donors, with incorporation or reduction of molecular oxygen.
CUACAGCUCUGGGCAUCUUGCUCCUCGUCUUUGGACUGGUGCUACACUCGUGCCUUUGUCUUGCACUGAAUUAUUUUCAGGCGACGAAGGUCGGUGUGCCGCUUCGCAUAAUCCCCAUCAGCCACAACAAUCCACUAUGGAUGCUUCUCGACCGACCCGUCCUUGCGUUUUUCAGGCGUCUCCCAUUCGGACUUGGUGACAAUAGCUUCACCAGGUACAAUUUUCGCGCAUGGGAGCUUCAAGACAGGUACCAUUCCCAUCACGAGAUGGGCGAUGUUUGGAUGCAUGUCACGCCAGUGAGGAACUGGCUGUAUAUUGGGGACCCUGAAAUUGUCACGGAGAUCUGGAAGAGAGGGAGAGAUUUCCCCCGAGAGACCUCCGCUACUGCGAUGCUCGAUGUGUUCGGUGAAAACAUCGCCACAUCACAAGGAGAGCAGUGGCGCAGACACCGAAGGCUCGUGAAUAAUUCUUUCAAUGACCAGAACAAUCGUAUUGUCUGGUCCGAGAGCAUCAACGUAGCGUCCGAUGUUUUGCAAUACUGGAUAUCUGAGAGGUCUGUAAAGACGACAGCUGAUGAUACUCGAACCCUGGCUCUCCAUGUCAUGUCUCGAGCUGGCUUCGGAAGGUCCUUCAAGUUCCAAGGCCGGACAAAGGACAGUGCAAACGACUCAAACGGGCCGACGAUGAACUAUAAGGACUCUCUCAAAAUGAUCCUGGAUAACUGCGUUCUGAUCUUUGUCUUUGGGCCAAAGUUUCUGAGCAAGGCCUGGCUUCCGCAAAAGCUUCGGUCUCUACAUAAAGCAUGUGUGUCUUUCCAACAGCACAUGACGGAAGCCUACGAAGAAGAGAAGCGUGUUCUGGGCGCUGGUGAAUCCCAACCCGCAGACCAGAACUUCUUAACGCUGCUUGUUCGCGCAUCACAAGGCGAGAACCAGGGACACAGUAGUGGUGUUCACCUGACGGAGAGCGAGAUCUAUGGCAACAUGUUCACCUUUAACUUCGCUGGGCAUGAUACUACGGCACACACGUUCACAUUCGCUCUCUACUUCCUGGCAGCCUUUCCGGAAGUGCAGGACUGGAUCAAUGAGGAGAUCCGUCAUGUGGCAGGUACACGAUAUACACAAGAAAUGGAGUACGAGCUGGAUUUUCCAAGGUUGAGGCGUUGUCUGGCAGUAAUGCUGGAGACUUUGCGUAUCUAUACGCCCGUUCCGACCUCCAAAUUUACCGAUACCAGCGCACAGACUUUGAGAGUGGGCAGACAAGGAAAGACCAUUACGGAUCCAAAAUGGUGGGGCACCGACUCACUUCAGUGGCGCCCGUCUCGUUGGAUCGAGGCUCAUGAUCAAAGUUCGGACAGUUCCGCUCUGUGCGAUGAGGAACUUCUUACACCUCAGCGAGGCACGUAUGUGGCUUGGUCUGGGGGUGCCCGGGACUGCCCGGGAAGGAAGUUCUCGCAAGUGGAGUUCGUAGCAACAUUAGCCACGUUGUUCCGAGAUCAUCGUGUCGAACCGGUGCCGAUGGCCGGAGAGACACCCGAGGCUUCCAGAAAGAGAGUUCUGCAUCUGAUCGAGACGGACUCUGCGCCAGUCCUCCUUCUGCAGAUGCUGCAUCCCGAGCGAGCACCGCUGAGAUGGAGCCGCAGAUGA